AUGCUGCGCGCCGCGCUGCCGCGGGCGGCGGCGGCGGCCAGCUGCCAGCGCCUGCUGCCGGCCGUUGCCGCCGCCGGCCUGCACCACGCUGCCUGGCUAGCGCAGCAGGUGGCGGAGGCCGCGCCGGCACGCAUGGAGGAGGCCGCGCAGGCGGUGAAGGAAGUGAUGGGGGAGCCCGAUCCGCUGGUGGUGCAGCACCUGCAGGCGCAGGCGGAGCCGCUGCCUCUGGCGGCCCUGCGCUUCGACGACCCCAAGGCGGCCUUCAAGGCCAAGUCCAGCCUGGACAUCCUGCGCUCCCUGCUGGUCUUCCAGCUCUGCAAGGUGCAGGCCUUGGUGCGGAACGCGGACAGCGUGCUGGCCUGGAGCAAGCGCGUGUUUGGGCCGCGCCUCACCAACGCCGUCAUCCGCCACACCUUCUACAAGCAGUUUGUGGCCGGUGAAUGCGUGGAGGCGUGCCGUGAAGCCGUGGAGGCGCUGCGCCGCCACGGCAUUGGCGGCAUCACGUACUGCGCAGAGAGCGAGGACGCGGUGCGCAUUCAGCCCACCCUGCGCAAGAUGAAGGCCAGCGGGGUCAGGGCCAUCCUGGAUUAUGCGGCAGGCGAGUGGGGCGGGCAUGCCGGGCCCGCGCCGCGGCGGCAUGAGGACGAUGUCGAGCACGAGGAGGGCCCCGCCAGCCGGCAGGCGCCGCAGGACUCGGUGCUGGUGCGCACUUACGAGUAUGAGAGCGAGAGGGUGUGCGACAGCCGCAUGAGCGUCUUCCUAAAGUCGAUUGAGGCGGCGCACAGCGCAGAGGGGCAGGGCUUUGCAGCCAUCAAGGUGACCGCGCUUGGGCUGCCCGCCCUGCUGGAGCGCACCUCCAGCAGCCUGCUGGCCAUCGGCGACCUCUUCCGCCGCUUCGACACAGACGGCAACGGCUACAUGACGCACGACGAGUUUGCCCACGUCUACUCCCAGCUGUUUGUGGACGACGCGCCGGAGCGCAUCGACGAGAUCUUUGCGCACCUGGAUGUGGGCAAGGACGCCAGGGUGGACUAUGUUGACUGGAUCAAGGCGGCUCUAAACCAGGAUGAGCAGCGCCUGCUGCGCAACAUGAUGGGCCGCGUGGACCGGCUGGCGCAGGCGGCGGCGGAGGCCGACGUGCGGCUGCUGGUGGAUGCGGAGCACUCCUACUUCCAGCCCGCCAUCGACAACACCGUGACCGAGCUGCAGCGCCAGUACAACCGUACCGCGCCGCGCAUCUACAACACCGUGCAGUGCUACCUCAAGGACUCGCACGAGCGGCUGAUGACCGAGCUGGAGCGGGCGCGGCGGGAGAAUUACAAGUACGGCGCCAAGCUGGUGCGCGGCGCCUACAUGUUGCUGGAGCGGCAGCGGGCGAUGGAAAAGGGGUACCCCUCGCCCAUCCAUGACUCGGCAGAGGAUACGCAUGCCAACUACGAUAGGUGCGUUCGUGAGAUGCUGGCGUGCGUGGCGCGGGAGGGCGCCGAGGUGAUGGUUGCCAGCCACAACCAGCGCAGCGUAGAGAUGGCGGUGGAACGCAUGGCGGCGCUGGGCCUGCCGCCCUCCGCGGGCGUCUACUUUGGCCAGCUGCUGGGCAUGGCAGACCACCUGACAUACACGCUGGGGGGCCACGGAUACGGCGCAUACAAGUAUGUUCCCUUUGGGGCGGUGGAGGAGGUGAUGCCGUACCUCAUCCGCCGCGCCCAGGAGAACAGCUCCAUCCUGGCGGGGGCGGCCAUCGGGGACGAGGUGGCCAUGAUGCGGCGCGAGUUUGUGCGGCGCCUGGGCCUCACUGUGCGGCCGCCGCUGCCGGACGACUGA
Chlorella variabilis is the source of this 1821-nucleotide messenger RNA. RefSeq lists its product as hypothetical. The transcript is spliced from 15 exons. The coding region runs from base 1 to 1821 and encodes 606 amino acids. Lineage: Eukaryota; Viridiplantae; Chlorophyta; Trebouxiophyceae; Chlorellales; Chlorellaceae. Gene Ontology annotation, cellular component: mitochondrion. Gene Ontology annotation, molecular function: calcium ion binding; proline dehydrogenase activity; FAD binding. The record is from RefSeq and is a predicted model, not a curated record.